CAAGUAACAUGUUGACUCCUCUCCCGUUGUUUUUGUUGUUUUUCGAGCGUAUCUCGCUAAUGGCAGUUGUAUGAUAAGAAAAUUUUUCAGCUAAUUCAGUGUUCAACGUUUACGUCUGCGUCUGGAAAUAUUUGUGGUGUUUGCUGUUUUUUGUUCAUCCAAGUGAAAAACGUGAAUAUAAAUCUUGCUAGUGAAAAUGAAUCGUUCGAAGAACAAAACACAGCGAAAAUCCGGUCCCAAAGCGACAAAAGGAAAAGGUGGCAACCUUGUUCCUACGGAAAGUAAUCAAUCGGGUGCAAAACCAUUCGAGCCAUCCCAAAGUAAACCAACUUUACGGGGUAACAAAAAUGAUAAAUUCAAAGACGUACAUGCGAAGGUUGAUUCAGGUCGUCAUUCCGACCCAAAACAAGCAGCGACCAAGAAAGUUGAAAUUUCUGAGCCUCCACCCAAGCUCGAACGUGCCAAUAGUUUUUCCUUAACCCGCAAACUAUCACAAAUCUACAACAAACUCAGUGGGAGUCGUGAAUGUUUAGCCACCCCCAGCGAGGGGGCAGCUCAACCAUAUCAGUUUACUCGCAGUUUAAGCCUUUCGUCAAUACAACUUAAGAAAAACUACCGGAAAAGCCUUAAUGAGUCAAAUCUUAGUAGAGUUCACGAAGAUGCAAUUCUAGAGCAUACAGAAAGCAAUGAGGAAACGGAAAACCAUUCCCCUCCAACCCCAAUCGAACCGCCAAAAUUGGAACGAUCAAACAGCAUACUAGCCUCGUUUCGUCGAAAACUCAGUUUUCGUUCCGACAAAAAGCCAAAACUUCCGGCUAAAUGGAAUACUUCCUUGCAAAAUCUUCGCCAGGAAGAUUUCAUGGUUAGUUAUGACGAUUUGAGCUUUGUAGACUAUGACCAGUUCAACCAAUAUGAGGCUCACUUGGAACGGAAAUUAAGUAUUAGCCAGCGGGACUUAUCGUUGACUCAGCCUUCGAUAACGCAACGACCGCCAGCCACCGAACACCCCAUUGUGGAAGCUGCCAAUCCUCCCGUUAUCCGACGGAGGCAGAAAACCGAUCAUGAUCUUCGUCGAAAGAUGUUGGUACGGAAAAGUUUCGAUCUUGAUUGUAACUUUGACCUCGAUAAGAACCUGUAUCGUAACAGUAUCGACGAUGAAAAACUUAAGUUCCUUAGUAAAGUGAAUCGAAAAUCGUUUCGUUGGAGUGCCGACGUGGAACGUGACGUAGAUGCGCUUAAUUUGGACAGUCUGGAUCAACUGCCAGUGAGUGGAGUGAAACGAGCCUCCGAAGAGGCUGCGCAAUCUAUAUCAGCCGAGAAGGUAAUUGAUGUGUGUGACAGUGGCAUGAUUGAUGAAGAAGAAAGUUUGAAAUGUGAAAAUCUGAAGAACAAGCGGUAUAGUGUAAGUGUAGGAUACGUGAGCCGCAGUGAAAGUUUGAAGCGAUCGAGAUCUUGGAACGAUGCAGUGGAGUAUCUAUUGGAAUCCAAAAAGCCCAGUGAACAGUUGAAAUCAAGAAGCCUAACCCACCUAGAUAAGUUGGAACCUCAUAUAGCACCGCAAUCAAGCAUUCCGAUUGACUACCACCAACUGGAGAGAUGCAAAGUAUCCAGCUCCGAGUAUUUCUCAGUCUACUUCGAUACCAGUGAUACGAAUGGCUUCCAGGAUGAGAUCUUGAUACCGGCCACGAAAGGAGUCUGUCUGGCAGAUUCACUGCACUCUUCCCUGUCGCAGCGCAGCCUAAGCUUUUCCCAGAUCUGCGUCCUAGAUAAUGGAUUUAUCAACUCUCAAGAACUGGGUAUUCAGUAUGUGGGACCAUUGGAUGCAUACACUGAUAUAUCAAGUCUGGCUGGCCGCACGCUACUUGUUGCCGACAAGGAAAGCACCCCCCGUCAGCCUGGUGGUCACGCUGGCCUGCAGAAGGCGGCUUCUGUGGGCUACCGGUCAACGUCGAGCCGCCUGUUCACCUCUACUUCCACCGACGAAACCUACGAUCAAAGUCCGAAAGCAUCCUCCGCAUCAUCCAGUAAGCAAUCGAAGCAAAAAUGGACAAUAUCGUUCGGAUCGAAGGGACCACAAAAAUCAAAACUUUGUGAAUUGCUGGAUAGCUACAAUAAGGGAAUUCCAAAACUGACGUCUUCCGCCAGCAAUUUUGACAAACCAGAAUUUUUAGAAGCAUUAGACGGCCUUAAAAACUUACCUCAGUCAUGGACAGAUGUUGUUAACCAUGCCGGUAUGGGCGAAACGGAAACAAAAAUUCAAUCUGCCAUAUGGGAGUUGGUAACGACAGAAGUCUACUAUAUCCUAGCGCUGCAAACUGUUACAGAUCUAUUUUUGGCAUGCCUGGAAGAUAUUCAAUCGCACAGCAUCCUGACCGAUGUUGACCAGAAUAAAUUGUUUUCUAACAUACGGGAUAUUUGUGAAUCCAAUCUGAAAUUUUGGACCUAUUUUCUGUACCCAAUGGUAAAAGAAAGUGCGGAAACAAAACAGCCCAUGAGCGUUUGCAAGUUCAAGGAUGGCUUCAUUAAGUUCUCGGUUAUUUUUCAUCCCUACACCAAGUACUGUGCGGAACAGAGCACCUGUCAAUACUAUUGUAAAGAAUUGUACCAGAACAAUUCCCUGUUUAUGUCAUACUGUGCCUGGUGUGAGUCGCAGAAAAUGUGCAACCGCCUUCGACUUGCUGAUAUCUUGGUCCGUCCUAUGCAAAGGCUCACCAAGUACGGUCUGCUGCUGGUAGCAAUUAAGAAGCAUAUUGUCGGUGAGCAUGAGAGUGAAACGAUCGAUGAAAUGAUUCACUCGGUCGAAGAGUUCGUGGCCGGUGUAAACACCCAUCUAACCAACCGGCAAGAGAAUGAAAGACUGAAAGGGAUUAAUGCACGGAUUGAUUCCUAUGAGGUUGUCGACUCGAACAACGAGAACCUGGAUAAAAUGGUGAAGCACUACAGCACCAUGUUUGAUCUAUGUUUGCCGAUGCUGGGAACCACCGAAGGACGCAAACUGUUCCUGGAAGGAGAUCUGAAAUAUAAAGAUUGCCUCGGAAAGAUGGAUGUGCACUGUUUUUUACUUACCGACUUUCUGCUGGUGUGCAAGAAAAACAAACAUGAAAAUUUAAAGAUCGUUCGGCAACCCUACAUGACCGACAGGCUAACGGUGCAAAUCAAGGAGCAAACUCUGUACUGCUGCUAUCUGAACGAAUUGUCCUUGGUCGUAGCGGCUUUUACACUACAUUGCUCAAAAGCUCAAAGUUGGUAUGAUUCAAUCACCAAGGCCAAGCACAUUUACUCCCGACUGAAACUUGGUACUGCGUCAGAUAUGCGCCAAUACGGCACUAACAUUAGCAUAUGCAGUAUCAACAACAUCAACAGCAAUAUGAACAUCAACAACGAUAAUCUUAGCAUCCGAAAAUCGCCGCUCAAUAGUUCGAUAGGUAGUAGAGUCAGUAGUUUGAACAAUAGCCAUAGUGGGUCCGUGGAUCUGAACGAAUCCAAGCCCGUCUCCAUAGAUUUUGAAAAAGCGAAUUCACUAUCCAGUGACGAUGGUGCUAACGGUACCGCUUCUGCCGUUCAAGGGAAAUUUCCUCCCGGUGGUCAAUGGAAGCCAAAAUCAACUGUCACAACCAUGCUAACAUCAUCAAACUCGCUUACAGUGCAGCCAUUCAGUGCUUUGGGACAAAGUAUGCCCAAUCUAAAUCUUAGCUCUAUACCAAAUAACAACACUCUAUCAGUUCCGGGCACUUCUGGAAGCCACUCCCAUUCAGGUAUGGUUCUGUUAUCCCCUAGUCAACGAGGCAUAUCUUACCCACCACCAUCGCCGACAAGAGCAACCCUCCGGCGAGGAUUUGCUUUCUCAUCGUCGAUCAAGAAUCCACCGCUCAUUAAAACUCGCAACGUUGCAUCACAGCAAAGUUUCAUCCUCUCCCAGCAGCCCAGCUUCAAUUCGGCCACCCUGGGUCAACAUCAACAGUGCCUGCAAACGCCAUCGCCCGGUAGCUCGCCAAAUGUUCCGUUCAUCAAGCGAAAAAACAGCUUCCAAAGCCAAAGUCCAUCCGGCUCGAAUCAAGUGCAGGGUCAAAGUGCCGUUUUCGAUCCGAACAGCCAUGAAACUGAUGCUACCUAGUAUAAGCUUUUGCCCUCCGGGCGGAGGUAGGGUCCGCUUUAUCUGGUCACGUACUAUAGGAAAUAGCAUUUAUUUCUUCCCACCUAGCCUAGCCAGGCUGGUGCGGGUCCCACUUUGUGUCCUAUGAACAACCGUACUUUCUGUGGAAUUGUGGCACCUAUUUACUACAGUGCUAAUGUUGUUUGUUGUACAUAUUGAAAU
This is a messenger RNA of Sabethes cyaneus, 4315 nucleotides long. Its product is annotated as pleckstrin homology domain-containing family G member 5. The record is from RefSeq and is a predicted model, not a curated record. Gene Ontology annotation, molecular function: guanyl-nucleotide exchange factor activity. Gene Ontology annotation, cellular component: endocytic vesicle; plasma membrane; axon. The coding region runs from base 197 to 4114 and encodes 1305 amino acids. The transcript is spliced from 15 exons. Lineage: Eukaryota; Metazoa; Arthropoda; Insecta; Diptera; Culicidae. Gene Ontology annotation, biological process: endothelial cell migration; Rho protein signal transduction.